CCUGCUAUAGCACUGAGGAUGGUCCUGUUAUUUAUGCAUAUACUGCACAUAUGACUAUCAGCCCUCUUUAGAUCAUGGAUGUCCAAGCACCUUAACUUUCCUAGAAAUCUUUCAUAAUACAAAUUUUUCCUCACUGUGUAUAUUGAUCCCUCUCUCUGCCUGCAAUUCCUCUGAUUCUUCUCUUACAAAUCACUAUAUCACCAUAAAAACAUGUUCUAUUUAUUUAUUCAUUCAUUCAUUCAUUCAUGUUCCCUUUUAAACCCUGUUUCUCUAUGUACAGCAUUUCAUGCUCAGCAUUUCUAGCCUCUGGCACAUAACCUCACUUUUGAAGUCUCCAUUAUUUCCAUCUCUAGAAAAGAAAUCAUCCCUGGCACCUGUUUUCUCCUCAAGGUCUUACCACAAACUCAAUUGUGGGUGGAAUAAACAAAGCUGUUGAUUACAAUGUGAUGCAAAAGUGUCCUCUUUAAGUCCAGGAACUGAUGGAGUAGACAGAAAAAGGAAUAAUUUAUAAGUCACAUGCUUAUUACCUAGUUUGGAAGCUAUAAAAUGUAUGAGGUAGCCCCAGUGAAAGAAAAAACAGUUUAUGUCAUAAAUAUCAGGCAUAAUUAUGGAAAUUUCUCAAGACAACGUGAUGGAAUAAUACAUGGAAAGUAAAUAAGAAUGGAAAUAAUCAAGUCUCCAGCUCUAGAGGUUUCUUGGUUAAAGCUUAAUGGGAGGCAAUAUUAGAGAGAAACCAAAGAAUUACCUAGGUAAUUUUGGAUAAAACAAUGAGAAUACUGGGAUAAUGCAAUUCAUCUCUUUUCAGUGUAUCAACCUCAAAUUAAACUUCUCUUCUCCACCCCUACCAGCUUCCAUGAUGUAUGUGGCAUCCAUUUGAGUCAUUCAUAUGAGAACUUUAGCAUCGCUGAAACAUUGUUUGUUUUCAAGACAGCUAUUUACUUAAUUAUUAUUAUUAUCAUUAUGUUUACCAUUUUUAUUUUACUGAUGAUUUGGAAUGAAACUUGAGCAUGCCAUUAAUUCACUUUAUUACUGAGCAAAUUUCUCAUUGAUAGAUACCUAAUUUUUUGAUCAGCCAACCCCUUUUUUAAACAAUUUGAUAAUCUGUCAAGAUAUACCACAUCAGAUUCAUUUUUAACUCAUAGUUUUCAUGAAGUUUAUUCCUUAACUAGCAGAACUGUUCAUCUUAGUUAUAUUCCAAUGACUAAAAUACAAAGGUUUAUUAAUGUCUGAUAAUUCUGGCAGUUUUCAGAUCUCUUUUUCUUUGGAUUGCCAUAUCUCAAUUCUUUAUGCCUUGUCCUACAUUUUUUCUUUGUGGGGCAUGUAUCUUUGUGCAAGAAUGGAAAAAGAAAAAUGACAUUGGUUAAAUCAGAGGCUACAGGGGAAAAAAAUCACUAGUGCUCCACAUGGGUAUGAAAAACAAGGACAUGUGUAUUAGCUGCUCUUCUAAAAGCAUAUGUCUGAACUAAUUAGUUCAAAAAACUCUCUGAGGAGAAAUUAAGUAAACCUUCUCCUAGAAUCCCAUCACAAAUUUGGACUUACUAAAUUGUAGGGCAAAUGAAGAGAGGUUCUGUACAGUUUCGUGGAAGAUAUAUGUAGCUGUGUUUUUCCUUCAGCUUUCAUGUUGAACUUUUCAGAUCCUUCUAUUUUCCUCUGAAUACAGAUCACUGUGCUCACCAGCAUUCUGCAUCUUUUCAUUGGUACAUAUACCCUUUGAUUAUGUAUUUAUGGUCAUGGCAAAUGUGACCUCAAAAUUGGAACAUUAAUUACAAAAGCUAUAUUCCCAAUUUUGAUUUAGCACAUUUUAGACAUGUGGCUAUAUUCAAAAAAAGUCCCAAACAAGAAGACACACCAAAGUUAAAAUCAUGUUUAUGAUACAUAACCACUGGGACUCGGGUUCAUAUUCAUUGUGUAAGAUUAUGAGGGUAGUUCUCUUUAUAUUCAGGGGGUUUUUUGAGAAUAUAUUUUCUUUCCUUUUCAGUAUCUCAGAACUCACAUGCUUCUGGCAAGCACAUGAAGCCUUCCAUCAUAAUCAAAGAUUCUCUUCUAUAUAAGUCAAAACAGAAGCAAGAAAGAAGGACACUCAAAUCAGGUUCUUCACAUCACAUAAUAAAACAUAAAAAACGUUACUGCUCACAGUGUUUACUACAAAAAAAUGCAAAACUGGAAAAUGAACUUUAUGAACUUGAAAAGAAAUAUGCUGAAGUAAAAAGUGUAACAUCAGAGCUUAAAAAGGAAAAUGUAGCAUGGAAACAAGAACUUCAAAAUAUGAGAUGUGCCUUUAAAAAGGAAGAGAAUACAAGAAAUGAUUCUCUGUUUCUUGAACCAAAUAGGGACAAGUUAAAUGAAAUAGCAAAUGAAGAUAAUAAAGGAAUUAAAAAGAAACCUGAAACAUCUGUCAGAAAAUUUGAUACAGAAUUAAAUAUUACAGCAGAUGAAUUUAAUCAGGUUUCACAGUUGGAAAUGACAACCAGUGACCUAGAAAAUGAGAUUGGUCAGAAAAGAGAUACUCUCAGAGUAAGGACUUUGGUUUCAGAACAAGAAAAAAGACAUACAUAUCAAAAUGAACAAAGGGAAAUGGAAGAACACAUCAGAAAGCAGGAAUCUAUUAGAGAGAGGAGAAUAUGUAGACUCCAAAGUGAAAUUACACAGCUUCAACAGGAAUUUCAUGACCUUAAAAACAAACUUGAAAAUCAAAUCGAUACAUUCACUCAUAACCAAAACCAAUGUUUUGACAUUAUAAGACAAUUGCAAGCUCAGAAUGAAAGAUACCGUCUCUUUCUGGAAAGCAGAAAUAUGAGGUUAAUCCAUGAAAAUAGUCUUUUACAAAAAGAUAGCAGUAUGAAAAGAGAAAGCAGAAAAUGAAGAAUUUGAAUCUAGACUAAUUGGAGUUUCUUCCAUAAGAUUUACUAAAAAGCCAAGACAAGAUCUAUUUGUGGAAGCAUCAAAAGGAUACCACAGAGGUUUUUAAAGAAAAAUAGAUAUGAAAGAUAGUAUUGCAUAUUUCAGACUAUCGCCAUAAUAUUUUAAAAACUUUAUUGAAGAAAAUGUUUGUAUUAUUCAUGUGUAAAAUUCUCAAAAUAUGAGACUAUUACUUUGCAUCUAUAACAAAAUUUGAAGUGCAAGUGCAUAACUCAAUAAAGUUCUAUGUAUCCAAACUA
Messenger RNA from Marmota monax (woodchuck), 3158 nucleotides. RefSeq names its product ankyrin repeat domain-containing protein 62-like. Lineage: Eukaryota; Metazoa; Chordata; Mammalia; Rodentia; Sciuridae. The record is from RefSeq and is a predicted model, not a curated record. Bases 2011 to 2862 code for a protein of 283 amino acids. The transcript has 6 exons.